Fomitiporia mediterranea MF3/22 is the source of this 1845-nucleotide messenger RNA. RefSeq lists its product as uncharacterized. The coding region runs from base 1 to 1845 and encodes 614 amino acids. The record is from RefSeq and is a predicted model, not a curated record. Lineage: Eukaryota; Fungi; Basidiomycota; Agaricomycetes; Hymenochaetales; Hymenochaetaceae. Gene Ontology annotation, cellular component: kinetochore. Gene Ontology annotation, biological process: kinetochore assembly; spindle attachment to meiosis I kinetochore; attachment of mitotic spindle microtubules to kinetochore. Gene Ontology annotation, molecular function: centromeric DNA binding. The transcript is spliced from 5 exons.
AUGUCCAAGCCACGCAAGAGCAGCAUAGACGGUGCCCGACGCACUACCAAAGCACACAUCCCCUUCCGAGCAGACGACCUAACACAUGGAAAGAAGACAGGCUUCAACGUCCGCGAAGUCGACCGUCGCUCAGAUGGCUUUGAGAAAUUCGACGAUGUACUUAACCAAGCAGAUGCUUUCACACCACCACAUAUGCGCGGACGUCGACGCAAUUAUAAUCGAGAGUUGACCCCUCCGGACGAAGAUGAGUUUGACGAAAACGGUGAGAUGUCUAUGGAUAUUGACGAUAGUGCCCCGAAUGUCUAUUUCAAUAAUGCCCCUCGGCCGAGUGCACCGUCGAGCGCGAAUCGCUCCGCUGCCACCGGUCUCAGCUCGAACCGCUCUUCCUACAUUGACUUUGAUAGCAUCCCUUCACCUCGUCCUUCAACCUCCUCGCAACGUAUGCGCUCACAAGCAAAUGGUUCUGGUGGAGUCACGCCACUAGGCCGCAAGAAGUCAAACCUUUCUCACCAAACAGUCGUCCCCUCCAGCCCAGAGGACAGUGAGAGUGACAACGAACCUUUACCAGACCCUCCACCUGGAGAUGACUUUGAUAUGGGAUACGACUUCGGGGGUUAUGGUAACGACCGGCCCGCCGUUGAGUCGUCAUCACCUGUCGCAGCAAGGACAAGCUUCACAGAAAUAGCUCAAGACGACACCGACCCACCUCCCAUGGACGACAUCCGAAUAUCGUCCCCACCCGUAAGGAUCGAAAAGAAGAAGAAACCAACGAGACAAAAGGAAAGUGUAGCAGAGGAGGAAAUGGCAUUGGAGGAGGAAAUCGAGCGAGGCUUAAGGGAACUUGACGACAACACCGACGCCGAAGGCGAGGAAGAGCAGGAUAGCAAAGGGAACCAAAGUUCGAAAUCUCAAAAACGGACGAGGAGCGAGGAGCAAGCGCUGAAGGAGAAGAAGAAGCCUGAAAACCAAGAAAACAUCAUGCCAAACGGUGUCCGUCGCGGCACUCGCGCACGUUACAAACCCCUAGAUUGGUGGCGCUGCGAAAAAGUCGUAUACGGGCGACGAGAGUCCGGUACGUCAAUGGUGCCCGUCAUCAAGGGUAUCAUUCGAAUACCGAAGGAACCUACGGGUCCGCUUGGGAGUAAAGGCAAACGAACUAGACGUAGUCGGAGUAAAGCACCGCAAGGUGAUGACGAGGAGGAAGAGGAUGUGGUUGUGUUCAAUCCUGAGGAAGGGUGGGAUGAUAAGACUGACCCGACGGGUGUUGUGUUGGAUUAUCAUAGUGGGAAGGAGGUUCAACGAAGACUGGUGUUCACGGCGAAGAUGAUUACACCCGAACCAGCGAUGAAUAACGAGUUCUUGUACCAGAAGAUAUUCGGAGAUGGGGAUUUCAUCGCUGCUGGGGAGUUGAUUGUACCUGUUAAUGGGAGGAAACCUAGUAAAGCGAGUAGGGAUAACACUUAUAUAUUCUACCUCAUCGAAGGAGCCAUCAACCUCAAAGUCCACCGAACGAGUUUCGUAAUAGCGUCAGGAGGAAUGUUCCUCAUUCCACGAGGGAACACGUAUUAUAUCGAGAACAUCUCUCAACGACCAGCGAAGUUGUUCUUUGCGCAGGCAAGGCAGGUGAACGUGGAUGAGGAGAUGCCUUUGCUGCCUGUUGUUCGUGCAGCACCUCAUUCCGGAGGAGGGGGGGGGAGGACGAAGUCGGUGGGUCCGGGAACAGGCGGUCCUACGUCGGGAAAGUCGAGUAGCUUGGCUAGGAGUUCGAGUGUUGCUAUUACUGGUGCUUCUUCUGGGGAUAAGGAGAAGAAGUCGGCGAAGCGGGCUGUGUCAUUGUCAAAAUGA